GUCACACAUCUGUGACCUCUUCAGCGAUACUUUCUGUCCUCGUAUGUACACUUGCUCUGCUUAGUCCAUUCUAAUGUUUCAUGUGGUGGCACCAAUGCACAAAACUUUCAGAGUUUGAGUCACUCUGUUGUUUCUGCUAAAUAUUAAUAAGACUACAUAGAUAUGUACAUAUACAGUUGCAGGCAAGGCUGUGUGGUAAGAAGUUUGCUUCUCAACUACAUGGUUCUGGGUUCAGUCCCACUGCAAAGCAUCUUGGGCAAGUGUCUUCUACAAUAGCAUUGGGCUGAUCAAAGCCUUGUCAGUGGAUUUGCUAGACGGAAACUGAAAGAAGCCCAUUAUGUAUAUAGAGAGUGAUUGAAAAGUAACCCCAUAUUUUAAAACACUUAUAAUUUAUUUAUUAUUUUUAGAGAAAAUGAAUAUGUGAAGAAAGCGUAUAGCAUGGAGUUUUAUUUAAAAUUUGAUAUGGGUCCCAGCAUUCACCACCAGCUUCUCAAGCCACCUGGGAACUGCAUCAACUGAUUUCAUCAGGAACUCUUGUAGGAUGGAAGACAUAACUUCUUGUAUUCAUCCUUCAAGUUCUUCCAAAGUCUUUGGUUUGGUAGAGUAGACUUGCUCCUUGAAGCAACCCCAAAGAAAAAAGUCACAGGGUGUUAAAUCAGGCUUUCUGGCUAAUCAUGCGGACCUCGACGACCCAUCCAUUUCCCAGGGAUGUGGGCAUUCAGCCAUUUAUCAACAACUAUAGCAAAAAGUAGAAAGGUGGGAGGGCCACCAGUUGGAGUGGCACGACCUAGUGGAUAAAUGGAUGUUAUAUGUUUGGGGCAUGGUUUUGUGAUCCUUAAAAACAAAAAUAAUCCCUUUUUCUCUCUUCUAGAAUUGGGUAUUGACCCUGAUGCUGACAUCUCAAUGCCAAAUACCCAGAACCCUCUUCAGCAAACUGUUGAUGGCAUAAUGGAAGAUUCCGGAGAAAGCAAAGCUACACGCAGCCCUAAUCUUGAUUCUUCUGAGUCCGACUCUGUCAAGACUCUGAGUACAAUCGAUGUGUUUGAAGAUUAUGUGGAUAGAGUAUUAGAUAUGGACAUUAACUCCGAUUCUUCUGAGUUGCACUCAGCCAAGGCCCUGAGUACACUCGACGAGUACGAAGAAUAUUUGGAUAAAGUCUUAGAUACAGAAAAUAACUCAAUAUGUAGCUCUCAGGUUUGUAAAAAAAUUAAAAAAAUACAAAGAUAAAUAAUAAUGAAUAAAUAUGAAUAACAAAAUAUUAAUCUCUACCCCAAAUGGUUCUGCUCUAUUCUCCACAGUAACAAUAGUAAUAAUAUUAUUACUAAUAAUAUUAAUAACAACAGCAACUGUAAUCCCAGCCUGUUCCUGGUUUUAAUUUUAUUAAUCAUCGCAGCGGAUGAUCCAAGGAGAAGCAACUCUGUCCAACUUGCUACUUCACCAGAAACAAUACAUAGAAGAAAUUCAAUCACACUGAAAGACUAUGCUCCAGCAUGGCCUCAUCCUACAAAUGAAUCCAAUAAAACAAAAUAAAAACAUACAAUUGAAUAAGUUGGGAUCAGCCAGAAAGAAUACAGAGGAACAUUUAUUUGUAAUCACUACAAUUGUUUCUGCACAACGUAGUUCUCCACGUUCACAGGUAUUUGGUUAUGUAACUGUUUCCCUGCAUUAUGAUAUCCAUUCACACAUUACAGAAGCUCCAGUGCAAACCUGACAGUAGGUACAAUACUACUGUUGGAAGGCACUGGGUGAAAUCUGAAGGUGGAUGAGCUUUAUACUGUACUCUAUUGGUUCAUAAUGAAAUAUAACCCAACUAUAUAUAUAUAUAUAUAUAUAUAUAUAUAUAUAUAUAUGUAUGUAUGUAUUAUCAUUAUAAUGCUGGCAUGGAUUGGAUGCUUUGACAGGAGCCAGCAGGGCUAGGAGCCUCCUCCCGGCUGCAAUUACAUGGAGCCAUUACCAGUGCUUUUUUAUGUGGCACCAGCAACAGCAGGGUCUCCAAGUAUCUUGCAAGACAAAACCCUCCUCAGGUGGAUGUGAAGAAUAGCAUUGAAGUGGGGGAUGGGGGAUGGUGGGAGUGGCUUUGUCCCAGUUGAUGUAAAAAUCAGACAAGGAUAUGCAUGUUACUGCAGGGUAGAUUGGUGGGAUUUACCCUCAGCUGGUAGUGGUGGCAGUGGGAGAAAACCUUCUGUAGUGACUACAGUGUUGAUGGUACUGUCCCACAUUUAGGCCCCAGGGUGGUAGAGAAUAGAUAAUAACAACAUAGCUUCUUACUUAUACAUUGGUUUUUUUUUUUACCUUUGUUGUUGUUGUUGUUUGAUUUUGUUUGUUUUCCUUUCAACAUUUGAAUUGGAUUUUAAUUUUUAUUUUCUCUUUUUUUUUGCAACAAUUUUAUGAUCUUUGUGUUUAUUUAUUUAUUAAUUUUGUUGAUGAGAAUGCUUCAUUAGCAGUUUUGUGUUGUUGUUUGUUUCACCUUAUUCAACAAAUUGUGUCGGAUUGUCGGCGUGUUGCAACAUCUUGCUACUUAUAUGUGUGUGUGCGUGUGUGUGUGUGUUUGUGUAAAUAUAAUAUACAUAUAUAUGUGUACAUUGUUUACAUUUGAUGGAGAUAUUUGUCCUCAUCUUGUUUGUUGACAAAUAUCUGUCAAAUUUAAAUAAUGUACAUAAUUCUUCAUCUCUUAAAUAUAGAACUGUAUUAUAUACAUAUGUGUGUGGAUAUUUACAUAAAUACACAUGUGUGCGUUUAUUUGUAUAAAUAUAACAUACAUAUAUAUAUAUAUAUAGAUAUAUAUGUGUGUGUGCGCACAUUUAUGCAUGUAAAGAUAAU
Molecule: messenger RNA, 2820 nt
Organism: Octopus bimaculoides (California two-spot octopus)
Lineage: Eukaryota; Metazoa; Mollusca; Cephalopoda; Octopoda; Octopodidae
Source: RefSeq, a predicted model, not a curated record